AUGGGUUAUCUUGGUUAUGCAGCUACAUCGGCCUCAGCUUUAACUUUAACGACUGUUUCACUUUAUUUGGUAUUUACCAAUUCAGGUGAUAGUUUUAAUGUUGGUGCUUUCUUGGAAGAAACUUCACCUCAUGUCUGGGCUCUUAUGGGUAUUGCAUUAAACAUUGGAUUGAGUGUGAUUGGUGCUGGUUGGGGAAUUCUAACAACGGGUACAUCUAUCCUAGGAGGAGGAGUAAGAACACCUAGGAUCCGAACCAAAAAUUUGAUCAGUAUCAUCUUCUGUGAAGUAGUAGGGAUUUAUGGAGUCAUUGGAGCUAUCGUCUUCUCAUCCAAGAUCGGAUCAUUCUCAUCUCCUGAAGGUCUUUAUACUAGAGAAAACUAUUUCACAGGCUAUUCUUUAUUUUGGGGAGGUUUGAUUAUGGGAUUUUGUAAUUUGUUAUGUGGAAUUGGUGUAGGGAUCUCAGGUUCGAAUGCUGCUUUAGCUGAUGCUUCAGAUCCUAGUUUGUUUGUCAAGAUUUUGGUCAUUGAAGUCUUUAGUUCUAUCUUGGGAUUAUUUGGAUUGAUUAGUUGA
Molecule: messenger RNA, 570 nt
Organism: Melampsora larici-populina 98AG31
Lineage: Eukaryota; Fungi; Basidiomycota; Pucciniomycetes; Pucciniales; Melampsoraceae
Exons: 4
Coding region: 1-570 (189 amino acids)
Biological process (GO): proton transmembrane transport
Cellular component (GO): proton-transporting V-type ATPase, V0 domain
Molecular function (GO): proton-transporting ATPase activity, rotational mechanism
Source: RefSeq, a predicted model, not a curated record